AUGUGCACGCGGGCAGGGCAGGUCACAUCUUCUCUUUGUGCAUUCCCUCUUGCGCCCCCCGCUGCCACCAUCCGCACCCCUGCCUUCCUCAUGUGCCACCCACCAUCCGCACCCCUGCCUUCCUCAUGUGCCACCCACCCUCCGCACCCCUGCCUUCCUCAUGUGCCACCCACCAUCCGCACCCCUGCCUUCCUCAUGUGCCACCCACCAUCCGCACCCCUGCCUUCCUCAUGUGCCACCCACCAUCCGCACCCCUGCCUUCCUCAUGUGCCACCCACCCUCCGCACCCCUGCCUUCCUCAUGUGCCACCCACCAUCCACACCCCUGCCUUCCUCAUUUGCCACCCACCAUCCGCACCCCUGCCUUCCUCAUGGCACACGUGCAGGCCAGCAGGGCAUCUCUUCUACUACAUGGUUGUUGUUUCAUCAGGCCCUUCCCUCCCCGCAUUUCCCCCGCCACAUCCCUUGCCCCCUCUGUUUCCUCCUCAUACACGCCCAUGACCUUCUCGCCAGGGCACACGUGCAGGCCAGCAGGGCAUCUCUUCUGUGUGCAUUCCAUUUUAAGAACUCUCAAAAGCGACCGCCUCCCUCCACCUCCGCCCCUUCCCUCCCCCAUUUUCUCACCAGAAUCGCGCUUGACCUAGUUGCCAGGGCACACGUGCAGGCGGGCAGGGCACAUCUCUUCUGCAUGCUGUUGUCUCAGGCCCUCCCUUCCCCGCAUUUCCCUCACCGUUCUACCGAACCCCUUUCCAACCAAAACCCACAGCAACCAGCAGCACCAGAAACGCAAUCCAAGCCCGUCAUCCCUGGAUCGACCCUCCUCACCGAACAAGCCCUGAAAACUUUUGAGCAGCGUUUUGAGUGCCUGGCCACCCAGGGCAUCUGGGAUCUGGACCCGGUCCCCCGCCAACUCCCCUGGUUCAAACUCCGCAAGGGUUGGUCCGGCUGGGAGUGUGACGCUGCCUGGUCGCGCCAGGCCUCUGAAACUGGCAAUCUGGCCUUCACCGCUGCCGAUGCUGUAGCUGAUGAGGCUCGGCAUGCGCGGGAGUGGCAGGUUCGGGACGCGGCGAAAUACAGGUGGAGGGUGCACAGGAGGUGCGGGCGGUGGGGUGCGGUGGAGAGGGGUGAGCUGGCAGGGAGGCUGGCGGGGCGGAGGGUGCUGAUGGUGGGGGAUGAAACGAGCGCAAUGCUGUUCCUGUCCCUCCGCAACCACAUGCUCAUGCCAGGAGGGGGACGGGUGGGGGGAGGAGCGGGAGGAGCCGGAGUAGCAGGAGGAACGGGAGGAGGGAAGGGGUAUGAGGGGCUGGAACAUCGGAUCAUGGUGCGGGAUGAGGUGCCGGAUUUCUGUGCCAGGCUGGACCUAAGGCAGCAGCAGGACUUUCCUGUCUGCACCCAAUUCACCUUUGGCGACUCCGCGUCUGUCCUCUUUGUUCGGGACGACGUCCUCCGAACCUCGCCACCCAAUACCGACCCUGCGGCCCAGGAUCCGGCUGCCGGACCUGCGGACGCAUCGACCCUCUCGUUGCCCUGGUUUGACCAGAUCAAGGCUGUCCCCUCUAGUAGCAGCUCCAGUAACAGCAGCGGCAAUGACAGCAGCAGUAACAUCUCUGUGCUUAUACUGAACCGCGGGUCACACUUUAUCGAGGACGAUAAGUUCAUCCCCCAGCUGAACGAAACCCUCACCAAAGUGAGAGCCGCAGCACCGGACCUCCUCAUAAUCUACCGAAGCACGCCGCCCGGCCACGCCCACUGUGACCAGCUGCUUGCACCAAUCACAGAGCGCCAAGACCCCUCGUCCUUACCCAACCACUGGGGGGAGUUUGCCGCACAGAACGAGUGGGCGAAGCGGCUGGUGAGGGCAGUUGGGGGCGUGUUCCUGGAUGUUGACCCUAUGACCGCUUUGAGACCCGACGGGCACAUUCGCCCGCCCUUGGAUUGCCUACAGUAUUGCCUGCCUGGCCCUCCGGAUGAGUGGACCAGGAUGCUCUACCACAUGCUGCUCGACCUGCUCUGA
Messenger RNA from Closterium sp. Naga37s-1, 2013 nucleotides. Lineage: Eukaryota; Viridiplantae; Streptophyta; Zygnematophyceae; Desmidiales; Closteriaceae. The record is from the annotation of a GenBank genome assembly.